This is a messenger RNA of Drechmeria coniospora, 2544 nucleotides long. RefSeq lists its product as uncharacterized. Lineage: Eukaryota; Fungi; Ascomycota; Sordariomycetes; Hypocreales; Ophiocordycipitaceae. The record is from RefSeq and is a predicted model, not a curated record. Bases 1 to 2544 code for a protein of 847 amino acids. The transcript has a single exon.
AUGGGCUUUCUUUCCAGCCCGAGGCGGCCCCGCGAACCGCGCCUACCGCUCUACUCAACCAUCGGCUCCUAUCCGACGAAGGAGCACUGCUCCGACGACGGUUACGAAUCCUCCGACGUCGAGUCAGAAAUAUCCUUAUCGUCGUCAUCAUCACCCUACAGCUCGGGAAACGUCUCGGACGCUGCCCCGGCGCUCUCCCUCCUUCGGUCGAAACGAGCGCCGCCGCCCUCCAGGUGCAAGAACCUCAGCCUGUAUCCAUACCGAUUGCCGACAAAGGUGACCCGCUAUGUUUUCGUUGCCGUCGUGGGCACCACCCUCCUCUUGAUUCUUACCCUGGUUCGCGCCAGCCAGGUCGAGAACUGGAAGGUGGCCAACGGCAAGAUCAACACGCCGCCGCCGCCGCCACCCAUCUGGGAAAGGUUUCCCUUCUUGGAAAGAUAUUACGGCGGCCUACGGACCGUGACGUCCUUCCGGGAGAGCAAUCCGCAAUAUCCUCGGCCGCAUGAGCCCCCGGCCGUGGCCCGACCGGCGGAGAAGGCCGCGGGCAAGAUUCAACCUGGCAUCCGGCAGAGGAACGUUCCCGAGAGCAAACCCUGGGACGAGUAUGCUGCCAGGAGCAAGGAGGCCGGCAUGCAGCAGUGCUUCCUCGAUGCCGCCGGCAAGGUGCGCCCCCCUCCGCUGCGGUACUACGAAGGCCGUCCGCUCGGGUUCCCGGAGAACGUCGCGGGCUCGUACGAUGUCCUGAAGCUGCCCGAAGACGUCUGCUUCGAGCGUUUUGGUCGAUACGGGCCCUACGGCUUCGGAUACUCGACCAGAACCGGCGGCCUCGGCAUCGGAGAGCACGGCGAGAGCGAGGGCUCCGACGCCGUCUGGAACACGACCUCCCGCGUCGACUACCGCGACGUGAACUGGGCAGACGCUCAGCGCCGAUGCUUCCGGAGCAACCAGCAUCGCUUCAAGACGUUGCCCAACGAGACGCCGGCCCCCCACGGUUUCUACAUCGGCCAUCCGGCUGCUGCCACGACGGAAACGACGCAUGCCCCGUCCGACUCGCCGACGGACAAGGAUGCCCAGGACCGUCCGGAUCCCCCCAAGAUCGAGAAAAAGGCCAGGACGGCGGUUGUCGUUCGAUGCUGGGACGAGUACCUGUUCCGCGAGGACGACAUUGCCAACAUUCGCUCCAUGAUUUCGGAGCUGGCCUUGGGCUCUGGUGGUCGAUACGACAUCCACCUUCUCGUGCAGGUCAAAAACGACGGCCGUCACCCCAUCUGGGCCGAUCACGAAGCCUACGAGGCGAGAAUCCGGGAAAGCAUCCCCAAGGAAUUCCGGGACCUGGUCACCCUCUGGACCGAAACGCAAAUGCUGUCGCUCUACCAGGGGGUCUACGACCUCUGGAGUCGCGGUCCCGAACUCCCCGUCCACGGCGUCUACCGGGGAUUGUCCAUGGCGAUGCAGCAUUUCGCCUACAUGCACCCCGAGUACGACUACUUUUGGCAGUGGGAGAUGGACAUUCGGUACACCGGCCACUACUACGACCUCGUCACGAGGCUCGAGGACUGGGCCAAGGCGCAGCCGAGAAAGGGGCUCUGGGAGCGCAACGCACGCUUCUACUUCCCCACCGUUCACGGCUCCUGGGAGGACUUUUCGCAAAUGGCUCGCGUCCAGAGCGAGAUGGGCGUCGUCGGAUCCGACAACGUGUGGAAGAACGUGCCCGACCAAGGCAACGCACCGCCGCACCGUGACGACAAGAAGGCUGACAAGCCCGUCUGGGGGCCCGUCCGCCCCUCCGACCAGGGCGACUGGUUCGAAGUCGACAACGACCCUGCGCCCCCGACGACGUACGCCGCGGAUCGAUACGAGUGGGGCGUCGGCGAAGAAGCCGACUUCAUCUCUCUCAAUCCCAUCUUCAACCCCGACGGCACGACCUGGGCUCUCAAGGAGGACAUCACCGGCUUCAACAGAUCGCACCCCACGCCACCCCGUCGCGCGGCCAUCAUCACGACCUCCCGCAUGUCCCGUCGACUCCUCAUGGCGAUGCACCGCAUGACGGCCUACAAGAAGCAGUUCGCCUUCCCCGAGAUGUGGCCUGCGACGGUCGCACUCCAUCACGGAUACAAGGCCGUCUUCGCGCCCCACCCCAUGUACGUCGACAGACGCUGGCCCGUCGACUUCAUGGCCCAGACGUUCAACGGCGGCCACGGCGGAGGAAGCGGAGGCUCGCGGACGAGCAUCUACGGCGACCGCGAGCACAACUUGCGCGGCGUCAGCUGGUUCUACAACUCCGGCUUCGCACCCAACCUGUACCGUCGCUGGCUCGGCCUCAAGGUCAACAACGACGGCGGCGAGGAGUUCGAAAAGACCGAGGACAAGAGCAAGGAGGGCCCCGGCGUGAGCAACAUGGCUGGGGGCGAGGGAAGGAUGUGCCUGCCCCCCAUGCUGCUGCACCCCAUCAAGGAUGUCGCCCUGCCCAUCGAGGCGGCUCCCGCGGCCGAUGGAGAGGCGGAAGGCGUCGGCGUCGUGCCCGCGUCUGAUCCCGCAGCGUAG